This is a messenger RNA of Monoraphidium neglectum, 1560 nucleotides long. RefSeq lists its product as hypothetical. The coding region runs from base 1 to 1560 and encodes 519 amino acids. Gene Ontology annotation, cellular component: Scc2-Scc4 cohesin loading complex. Gene Ontology annotation, molecular function: chromatin binding. NCBI's taxonomy places the organism in Eukaryota, Viridiplantae, Chlorophyta, Chlorophyceae, Sphaeropleales, Selenastraceae. Gene Ontology annotation, biological process: regulation of gene expression; establishment of mitotic sister chromatid cohesion; replication-born double-strand break repair via sister chromatid exchange. The record is from RefSeq and is a predicted model, not a curated record. The transcript has 3 exons.
AUGGCGCCGCUGGAUGCGGUCGUGUGCAGUGCCCUGGCGGCCGCCCCGCACCUUGACGAACAGGCAUGGCACAACGGUCACACGGGUCCCCUUGACAAGCUGCUCGCGCUGCGUCAGCACGGCGGCGGCCCUCUGGAGGACGCGACCUGGGAGGCGAUCCUCGCCGCGCUGCACAGCCCGCUCACGGCAGAGCGCGCCUUCCAGGUGUUGGGGCUCACGCUCACCGACAACCCCGCGUGCCGGCGGCAGGCCCACGCGCGGCCCGAGGUUAUCAGGGCCGUCGCGCGCCCCUUUUUAUCAGACCUCGCAGCCGCCGGCCAGUCGCUGGUCGAGGAGGCGGGUCGCUGCCUGCUUCCAAUUUUGAGGACAGACUGCCCGGCCGAGGGCGCCGCCCCCGUCCUCGCCGCGGCGCCGACCAUCCCGGCGGCGCUCUGCCAGCUGCUGCCCCAGCUGGUGCUGCGGGGGCGCGACCGGCUGAUGGACUGCUUCGGGUGCGUCGCGUCGCUGUGGGCGCUGGUGGACGGCGACGCCAGCGGCGGCGCGGCGGCGCAGGCGCUGCAGCAGCCCGGGCUGGCGGCGGCGCUGCGGCGGAUCGGAGACCCAGAGGGAGAGGCGCUGCAAGACGCGCACGAAGACGUGUUGGCCGCGUCGCACAAGCUCGCUUAUCAACUGGCGUCCGCCCUGUGUGAGAAAGCCGCCAGCACCCCCAACUUGAGGUGUGCGGAAGUGCCCGCGCUCAAGCAGCUGCAGGCGCGGCUCUUGGCGUGCCGGCCUCUGCCCGGCAUGCGGGAGCAGGCCCAGCGGACGGGUAGCCAACGGGGCCAGCAGGGAGCGGCUGCUGGGACGGCCCCGCCUGGGCCUUCGCGGGAGCAGUGUCAGCAGCAGCAGCAGCAGCAGCAGCAGCAGCAGCAGCAGCAGCAGCAGCAGCAGCAGCAGCAGCAGCAGCAGCAGCAGCAGCAGCAGCAGCAGCAGCAGCGAGAGAGAAAGCAGCAGCAGCAGCCUGAGACAAAGCAGCGGCCACAGCAGCAGCAGCAGCAGCAGCAGCAGCAGCAGCAGCAGCAGCAGCAGCAGCAAGACGUUGACUCGCAGAGGGAACGCGGCUUGCCAGCCGCGGCGCCGGCAAAGCCCGCAGCGACAUGCGCGGCGUGCGGCAAGCAUCGCUGGCCGCCGGGUGUGAAGCUGCGGCCGUGUAGCGGGUGCUAUGCAGCUCUCAAGGUCUACUACUGCUCGUCGGAUUGGCCGCGCCACCGGGCCGAGUGCAAGGCGGCGCAGCAGCGGCUGCAGCAGCAGCCCCAGCCCGAGGGCGCUCCCGCAGCUGCGCCGCAGCUGCAGGGUCCAGGGUCAGAGGGGGCUGACGCCCCCACCCCACCAGGGGCUGACGCCCCACCACAAACCCUGGAGGGGCUUAUGGUGCUGCCAGUGCGUGAGCUGCGGGCGCUUCUGACGUCACACAGCGUCAGCGCCGCGGGCGCGGUGGAGAAGGCUGACUUGGCGCGACUGGUGUUGGGCGUGCUGCAGGGGAGCGGUGGCGGCAGCGCGAGCAGCACCGGGAGCGGCUGA